Molecule: messenger RNA, 966 nt
Organism: Adineta ricciae
Lineage: Eukaryota; Metazoa; Rotifera; Eurotatoria; Adinetida; Adinetidae
Source: the annotation of a GenBank genome assembly
AUGUCUGUAACAGGUCACGAAAAUAUCGAAAUUAAAUUAUUAGCUGGUGGGCUGUCAUGCAUGUUUAUCUCCGCUGUUCUCAAUCCGAUGGAUGUGAUUAAAGUUGUUUUACAAACUCAAUCGCAACUGAAAUCUAUUGAACAUCAUGCACAUCCAGUUAGCGAUUUUCUUCUUCACCCAUCUCGAUCGUUAUAUGCCAAUGCACGAUAUCACGGGACUUGGCACGCGAUGAAAUCGAUUUAUCUCGAAGAAGGCUAUGGACGAGGUUUAAUGAAAGGUAUAACAGCAUCGAUGUUACGUGAAGCGAGUUAUAGUAGUAUUAGGAUGGGUCUUUAUGAUUCAAUUAAGGUUCUUCUUGCACCACAUGGAACGACCAAAGAGGAGUUUAGUUUUGGACAGAAAUUAAUUGCUGGUGCGGGAUCCGGUGCAUUAGGAAGUUUCAUUGCUACACCAACUGAUCUUGUCAAAAUUCGCUUUCAAUCUUAUUCACCUCGACAUCCGAAUCCUUAUAAAAAUACCCUCGACGCAUUUUAUCAUAUAAUCAAAUACGAAAACGGAAUUUUUGGGUUGUAUAAAGGUGCAUUACCAACGAUCACACGUGCAACUGUAUUGACCGGAAUGCAGUUAAGUACAUACGAUCAAAGUAAACGACUUCUACUUCGGUCAGGUUACUUUCAUGAUAAUCCAACGUUACACAUUGUUUCAAGUAUUAUAAGUGGAUUACUAACAACAACCAUUGUCAGUCCUAUUGAUAUCAUAAAGACACGAAUUAUGACUGAUAACACCUCGACGAAUCGUCUGUAUAAAAGUUCAUUCGACUGUGCUUAUAAAUUAUUGAUGAAAGAAGGUCCAGAAGCGUUUCUAAAGGGUUGGUUUCCAAAUUAUCUUCGUCUCGGACCACAUUUUCUCGUUUCAUUAUCAUUAGCCGAACUCAUACGAAAAUCGCUCGGCGCUGAUUCUUUUUGA